Molecule: messenger RNA, 1647 nt
Organism: Mya arenaria
Lineage: Eukaryota; Metazoa; Mollusca; Bivalvia; Myida; Myidae
Exons: 1
Coding region: 1-1647 (548 amino acids)
Biological process (GO): positive regulation of DNA-templated transcription
Cellular component (GO): chromatin; nucleoplasm
Molecular function (GO): ubiquitin-protein transferase activity; zinc ion binding
Source: RefSeq, a predicted model, not a curated record
AUGGCGGAGAGUCAGGACACAGCUGGGCUAAAGGUAAAUAAGUCGAAAGAGGAAGAUACUGAACUACUAUGUGAACCAUGUCAGGAUCAAGGAAAGUCUGUGAAGGCAAAAGGCUAUUGCUUGGAUUGUACAGACUAUCUAUGUGAAACGUGUUUUGACGGUCACUGUUUACCCCGCCCAACAAGAAAACAUAGAUUGUGCAGUACGGAUAAGGUUCCAGAAAGAGAUAAACAAAGGGGAAGCCAUCCAAACGAUGUACCCAGUGAUAACACAUCUUUGGUCUGCCAGAUUCAUGAUGGGUAUGUUAUUGUUUCUUACUGUGGAACGCACAAACAGUUCUGUUGUGAGAAAUGUCUCAGUAUCGGCCAUGUGGCAUGCAAUGACUUGAAUAACAUCACUGAAUUUACAAAUGAGAUAACCAGUAGGAAGGAAUUCAAUUCAUUUUGUGCGUCUAUGACAUACUUUAAAAACAAAUGGCAGUUAGAGAAACAACGAGCAUUGUCGAACCUCGAUUAUGUAAAUCGUUGCUAUGAAACUACAAUUAGUUUUGUAACAAACCAACUGGGUGAAAUGAAAGCAGCAGACAGCGCUUAUUUGGGUUUGGUAAUUUCAGCAUGCGAGAGUACGAUAAACCAGCUUGACCAAUGGUUGUCAGAUAUGGAGAGUUACAAAACGACAAAACGAAAUAAGAAAUUGUUGCAAUUCAUGCAAUCCACACAGUCUCAGUUACGUGUAAUGGACGACUACGUCCAUGCUUCCUUUGGUAAAAGCCAGAUCACUCGGUACUGUAUUUGCAAUGUGGAACCAUCAGAAACAUCUAUAAUUAACAUUGCUAAAACGCCUUUUCUGUUGAAGAGAUUGAAUAUUUCCGUAACUUGGAUGUGUUCGACCAUAAAUAGCGAUUUAAUUUGCUUCAACAAACAUUUGCUUGCUGUUGACCAAUACAACAACAUAUUUAGUCUGAUCGACACUACGGAAGAUAAAGUUAUCUCAACACAGGAGGCAAAUGGUUCACCUGUGCAAAUGAGUAGCUGGGAAAACAAGGAUGCAUCAAUACUUUAUUGUACCCAGUGCGGUCAUAUUAACAGUGUUCAUAUACAGCAACAAGAUAACGAGUUGAAGUUGAUAGACGGCGAAACAAUCCGAACUGAAACACAAUAUCAUUCUAUCGAUUAUUACAACCAAAAGUUAAAAGUCAUUGGGGGGAAUCCAUUACAACUGGCUGAGCUUACGCUUGACGGAAAGCUAGACAGAAUCGUGAACAAAGACUUGUCGCAAACUAAAGAUGCAGACGGACAGUCGCUCAUUUCUUCCGUUUCUUUUUCAACUGUCGACAAAUCGACUGGAUCAGUAUUCGUUCCCGGAAAUAAUUCCAUCGUUGAAAUAAAAAAUGAUGGUACGGUAGAACUAUUCGCAUACUCAGAGCUGCUAAAGUCGCCACAGAACAUACGAGUGUUGGAAGAUUCCUCCCUCCUUGUUGCAAGUAGAGAGAACAAGAAUGUUUACAGAGUCUACCGUAGUGGCCACGUGUCAAGCGUGUUGCCAGAACCCCUGGAUUUUCCCGUGGUGGCCAUUGGCUAUGAUACCGAGGAAAGACGUCUUUUCGUAGGUGGAGAGAGUGAUAAUGUGUCUGUUUAUCAACUGUAG